This is a messenger RNA of Lolium rigidum, 1684 nucleotides long. RefSeq names its product beta-glucosidase 32-like. The transcript is spliced from 11 exons. Bases 135 to 1544 code for a protein of 469 amino acids. NCBI's taxonomy places the organism in Eukaryota, Viridiplantae, Streptophyta, Magnoliopsida, Poales, Poaceae. Gene Ontology annotation, molecular function: beta-glucosidase activity. Gene Ontology annotation, biological process: carbohydrate metabolic process. The record is from RefSeq and is a predicted model, not a curated record.
AAAGAAAGCCCAGCAUCUGGGACACCUUCACUCAUCAAGGUGGUCAAUUCAGGCAAUCCAUUCAUUGACAAUUCGACACCUUUCAAGACAUACUACUUCUAGGAUCGAUCUAAAUUUCUGGCUGGAAUGUAUCGAUGCUGACAGGUCAUUCUACUGACAAAUCUACCGGGGAUGUUGCGGCUGAUCAGUACCAUCACUACAAGGAUGACGUAAAACUUAUGCACCAGGUGGGUCUAGACGCGUACAGGUUCUCCAUCGCAUGGCCCCGGCUUAUCCCAGAUGGAAGAGGAGCGAUCAAUCCCAAGGGCCUGGACAACUUGAUAGAUGAACUCAUACUGCAUGGCAUUCAGCCUCAUGUCACACUCUACCAUUUCGAUCUCCCACAGUCCCUUCAGGACGAGUACAACGGACUGCUCAGCCCCAGAUUCAUAGACGACUACACUAAGUAUGCGGACGUCUGCUUUGAGAACUUUGGGGACAGGGUGAAGCACUGGGUCACCGUCAACGAGCCCAACAUCGAGACUCUAGGCGGCUUCGACAGCGGCACCCUGCCGCCACGGCGUUGCUCCGUUCCCUUCGGCGCCAAGUGCACCAGAGGGGACUCCACGAUGGAGCCCUAUGUAGCUGCUCACCAUCUCCUGCUUGCACAUGCCUCGGCGGUGUCCCUGUAUAGACACAAGUACCAGGCAACUCAAAGGGGAUAUGUAGGAAGUACCCUCUUGACCGGGUGGUAUGCGCCUGCUACCAAUGAAUCGCAGGAUGCAGUUGCUGUAACGAGGAUGAAUCACUUCCACAUUGGAUGGUUCAUGCAUCCUUUGGUGUAUGGGGACUACCCACCGGUAAUGAGGACCAGGGUAGGCGCACGGUUGCCGGAUAUCACCGCAGAGCAGUCCAAGAAACUGUCCGGAUCAUUCGACUUCAUCGGCUUGAACCACUACGCCGUCUUCCGUGCACGUGCCGAUGAGAACGCCUUCAACCUGAAGCAGAGGGACUACUUUGCCGACGGAGGAAUCGCAGGUAAGCAGCUGUUAGUUAAGACUAGUACUCGUAUCGUAUCUACAGAGCAAUUCACCCUUGCUUAUCUUGUGCAAUGCCUGGAUUCAGAUCCAAUAAAAUACAUCCUAGAGGGACAGAAUGAGUAUGCCCCUUGGGCUCUAGGGAAGCUACUGGAUCACCUGAAACUCAAGUAUGGAAAUCCUCCAAUCAUGAUCCAUGAAAACGGAUAUGCAAACGCCCCCCAAACCCUGAGCAAGAUCGAAUACGAGGAUGACUACAGAUCAAAGACCCUGCAAAAUUACUUGGAAGUUCUCCAACUGUCCAUACGGAACGGGUCAGACGUGCAGGGUUACUUCGUGUGGUCGUUCGUUGAUGUGUUCGAGUUCCUCUUCGGCAAUCGAAUGCGCUAUGCCCUGUGCGGCGUCGACAUGAACAGCAAGGGGAGGACGAGGUAUAUGAGGAACUCUGCCCGCUGGUACUCUAGCUUCCUAAAAGGCGGUGAGCUGCGUUUGAUGUCGCCGUCAGGAAAAGCCUACAGCGCCGCAUGACUUGCGUGGCCUCUGUGAUAUUCCGAGAGGAAGAGUCAACUUUAUUUCACUCUAUGAUAUCUAUGAGGGGUGACUGUGGGCAGUUUCAAUUCUGUUCUCUUUGUGUGUAUUUGGGUGCAUGCAUAUGUUCCAUGCAUAGG